Molecule: messenger RNA, 2051 nt
Organism: Mus caroli (Ryukyu mouse)
Lineage: Eukaryota; Metazoa; Chordata; Mammalia; Rodentia; Muridae
Source: RefSeq, a predicted model, not a curated record
GCAAGCCGGUGUGUAGGACCGCAGGAGAGGAGAGAGCAGGACCUGGAAACAGGGGUAGAGGCGUACCAUGCUCCCUGCCGUCGGGUCUCCAGCAGGACAGUAGGUUAGAACGGUGGACUGGGGACCGGCGCUGCAGAGGUUGUCUGCCUCUGUGGCCGUGGGGCAGGAGUGGGAAGAGAACAGUUUGGAGGAAGUUGGGGAGAGGGACCUGUCUCCCCGCCCUCUCCGCCUAGGUGACAGAGAGGCCCCGCUGGCUGGCGGGGUGCAAGCACUGCCCCGGCAGCUCACUCGGGAACCGGCAUCUGGAGAGCGGCCCCCGGGUGGAGCCGCCCGCCUGCCGCCCACCUGGGGCAGAGUGGCGGGCGCGGCGUGGCCUCCCUCCUGCGCCCCGGCCGCGUGGCUUGCGGCUUAUUUUCCCAGCUGGCAAGCGUCGCGCUGCAGACAAGGGAAUGCCUGUGGGGUUCAGCGCUCACACGGAGCCCUGGGGCUCUUCUCUUACACCUAGGUCCUGCGUGUUCCGGAGCUCGGGGGCAUCCUGAUCCCGCUGAGCCCCUUCCAGGUGCAGAAGGGUUAAGAAUGAUGAGGAAGAGGAGGAAGCGAGGCGUGCGCCCCGGCCCAUGCCGCAGUCCGAGGCCCGGCCUAGCCACUGCGCCCGCGCCGCCGCCCUCGCAGGAGCGCACGAGACCUGCAUGGACGGGCAUGGGCGUGAGAGCAGCACCUUCCUGCGCCGCCGCCCCCGCCGCCGCCGGGGCUGAGCAGUCCCGCCGCCCCGGGCUCUGGCCGCCGUCGCCCCCGCCGCCGCUGUUGCUGCUGCUGCUGCUCAGCCUUGGACUGCUCCACGCAGGUGAUUGCCAACAGCCUACUCAAUGUCGAAUCCAGAAAUGUACCACAGACUUCGUGGCCCUGACUGCACACCUGAACUCUGCCGCUGAUGGGUUUGACUCUGAGUUUUGCAAGGCACUUCGCGCCUAUGCUGGCUGCACCCAGCGAACUUCAAAAGCCUGCCGAGGCAACCUGGUGUACCAUUCUGCUGUGUUAGGCAUCAGUGAUCUCAUGAGCCAGAGGAACUGUUCCAAGGAUGGACCCACAUCUUCCACCAAUCCGGAAGUGACCCAUGACCCCUGUAACUACCACAGCCACGGGGGAGUCAGAGAACAUGGGGGAGGGGAGCAGAGACCUCCCAAUUACCUUUUCUGUGGCUUGUUUGGAGAUCCUCACCUUCGAACUUUCAAGGAUCACUUCCAGACAUGCAAAGUGGAAGGGGCCUGGCCACUCAUAGACAACAAUUACCUUUCGGUUCAAGUGACGAACGUGCCUGUGGUCCCCGGGUCCAGUGCAACUGCUACAAACAAGAUCACAAUUAUCUUCAAAGCACAGCAUGAGUGCACGGAUCAGAAGGUGUACCAAGCUGUGACAGAUGACCUGCCAGCCGCCUUUGUAGAUGGCACCACCAGUGGGGGGGACGGUGACGUGAAGAGUCUUCACAUCGUGGAGAAGGAGAGUGGCCGCUACGUAGAGAUGCAUGCCCGAUACAUAGGCACCACAGUGUUUGUGCGACAGCUGGGUCGCUACCUAACCCUCGCUAUCCGGAUGCCCGAAGACUUGGCCAUGUCCUAUGAGGAAAGCCAGGACUUGCAGCUGUGUGUGAAUGGCUGCCCCAUGAGUGAAUGCAUUGAUGAUGGACAAGGCCAGGUGUCUGCUAUCCUGGGGCACAGCCUGCCUCACACCACCUCAGUGCAGGCCUGGCCUGGCUACACACUGGAGACUGCCAGCACCCAAUGCCACGAGAAGAUGCCGGUGAAGGACAUCUAUUUCCAAUCGUGUGUCUUCGACCUGCUCACCACUGGUGAUGCCAACUUUACUGCUGCAGCCCACAGUGCCUUGGAGGAUGUGGAAGCGCUGCACCCAAGAAAGGAACGCUGGCACAUCUUCCCCAGCAGCUGUGGGGGGUGUAGGGAUUUGCCGGUUGGUCUUGGAUUCACAUGCUUGAUCCUUAUUAUGUUUUUGUAGGAGUUGUUUGUUGUCUUUGUUUUUUUUUGUUUUUUGUUUUU